AAACUUUUUCUUGCCAUCUAACGCGCCAUCUCCCGUUUGCAUCCAUCUCCCGUUUGCAUUGUCCAGGGGGGUACUGUGGUGCUCCUAAUGACGUGAAAACAAUCGCUACUAGAUCUCGCAAAAUAUCCAGAUCUAGUUAGCACCGCGAGGUUGGACAGGGUUGAAGGAGCUAGACGGCAUCUUCGGGAUCGUUGGCGAGCCUCGUCCAGCCUACCUCGUUGCGGCAAGAUACACGAGACGAGCCUCUCGCACUCACCUCGUUAUAGUAAGAUACACGAGACGAGCCUCUCCUGGCCACCUCGUUGUGGUAAGAUACACGAGAUGUAGGUCCACGAUAGACAUGGAAUUCUGUGUAUAUAAAAGAGAGCAAGUCGCCGUCGAGAUAAUGUUUAUUCAGCACCUUCAGCGACGACAGCGAACUAACAACAUAAGCCAACGUCUAUUAUCAGAACUCCUACACCGAACUAGAAAUAGACUAGGAAACACAAGCCUUCAACCUUUUUUAAGUCUUUUUUAUCACACCUUAGACAUCUCUCGACUUGCUUUCAAAAUGUCUUCUAACACCCCCACCACCGCCGCUGCCGCUACCACGGCCAUGCCCUCAGCAGACUCAAAUCCGCGGGUUGUCGUGACGGCGCACGCAGCAGACGGCACAUCUAUUUUCGGGGCGGAUAGCGAGGUGCCGCUGUUCUAUCCCUUCGGGCCCGCAAUCUCGUCGUUCGCCGUUUUCGACAUCCGCGGAACGGUGCCAGUCAAUAACCAGGAGGCUACGGGGGAGUACGCGUCAACGAUACCACGGUGCCCGCCUGGCGGCGUCAUAUUCUGCAUCACUAACAUCCCUGGCAAUUUCACAGUGCCGAUGCACCGGACGCUGAGCAUCGACUAUGCCGUAGUCCUUACCGGUGAAAUUGUUAUUAAGCUCGACAACGGCGAUGAGAAGACAGUCCGCACCGGCGAGUACAUCAUCCAGGGCGGCGCCAACCACCAGUGGAUCAACCGCACCGGCGAGACCUGCCGCAUCGUGGUCGUCAUGGUUAGUGCCGAGAAAGUCAAGUUGGCGGAUGGGACGGAGCUAGAGCAGACGGUCUUGAAGAGAUAAUAGGGCGGUGGACGCAGAUUUCUGGAUAUAUUUUUGAGCCUAUCUUCAAAUUUUCAAAUUGUUCAAAUAGAGUGGGGGCGGUAAACAGGGUUAUAUGAUGCUCUUGUCGCCUAGUGUAGCUUUCAUCCCAGAGUAAUCUCGAAUCCGUUCAAAUACUCCC
This is a messenger RNA of Pseudogymnoascus verrucosus, 1259 nucleotides long. RefSeq lists its product as uncharacterized. Bases 341 to 1099 code for a protein of 252 amino acids. The record is from RefSeq and is a predicted model, not a curated record. The transcript has a single exon. Lineage: Eukaryota; Fungi; Ascomycota; Leotiomycetes; Thelebolales; Thelebolaceae.